AUGGCAGCGGAUGCCAGGGUUUUGGCAUGCGUCUUGAUGACGCUGGUCCUUCCACUCCGGGCGCAUAAGAGAUUAAGUUCCAUUCAAGUUUUUAUGCAGCAGCCUUUCGGUAGCUGGCUUCGCCUGAACACUGCCUGGAACGUUUUAUGCGUUGCACUUUCAGUUCUUGCUUGCCGGGGCUGGGGCAUUGAGAUGUGGCAGAGAGGGCUACGUGGAAUGGUGGCCCUGAUUGGCAGGGAAGGGUUGCGAGCUGUUUGUGCUCUGCCAUACAUCCGGAGCGUCGUACGCUCGGAAGUAGCAAAAGAGUUGAAAUCGAUCGAGAAGUCCAUACACGGCGAGGGCGAUCCCACAGCGCUGCUGAUGCUCCCACGGGAAGGUCUGCCUUGCACAAGAAUCCUCGAGAGGAUUCAAGAGGCCAACGCAGCAGAAUCUGCGGAAUACGUGGGUGUCGCCAAGAAGUGGGCUGGCAUCUACCAUGCCCCGGUUGGGGAGCUUGUUGAUCUCCAGAACAAGGUCUGGGGCAUCUACAACUGCUCAAACACGCUGUACGAGGGCGUGUUCCCCUCUGUCCGCAAGUAUGAGGCAGAGCUGGUAAGCUGGGCCAUCCACAUGCUCAGUGGUCGCAGCCCUGCCUGCGGCCUCCUGACCUCUGGGGGGACAGAAUCUGUCAUGCUCGCAGCGCUGAGCUACCGUGAGCUUGGCCGAAGCAGGGGAAUCACGACUCCACGCAUUUUGGCGGCGAACACAUGCCACCCUUGCAUAGUAAAAGCCUGCCAUUACUUUGGCAUGGCUUUGACAAAGAUCCCAGUGGACGAAUCUGCAGGCUUCGCGCUGACAGCCAAGCGUGUACGAAGAUAUAUCACAGGUGAUGUUGUUUGCAUCUAUGCCUCUGCGCCCACCUUUCCCCAUGGUGUAGUGGAUCACGUGUCAGAUCUCGGCAACCUAGCCACCUCGAAGGGUAUCGGCUUACAUGUAGACAACUGCUUGGGUGGUGUACUGCUGUCCUACAUGGAGUGCAUGGAGGACAUGAAGGAGCCCUUCGAUUUUCAAGCUUGGGACUUUCGGGUUCCCGGUGUCAGCUCCAUUAGUGUGGACAUCCACAAGUACGGGAAUGCGUCCAAGGGCGUCAGCGUGAUCGCCUUCCGUGACCCAGGGCUCCGGCGCAUGACCUAUGUUCCUGUUACUGAUGGCUGCGAGGGCCUCUAUGUCACGCCCACCAUGCAAGGUGCCCGUGGAGGGGCUGUCAUCGCACAAGCUUGGGCGACCAUGCUGUCUUUCGGACAUGUAGGCUACGCAAAAUUUGCGGCUCAUGUCCACCAGACGCAUAUGCUCUACCAGAAGGUGGUAAGCAAAGUUCCUGGUUUGUAUGUCCUCUGCAAAUGUCACGCUUGCAUCGUGCCUGUUGGGUCGAAGAAGUAUAACAUUUACGCAGUCGCCUCGCUCCUGGAGGAAAAGGGCUGGAAUUUGGCGACGGGUCAGUCCCCACCAUGCCUCACAAUCUGUAUAGGGGAGCGGCAUGACCGAAUUGUCGACGUGUUUGAGCAAGAUCUUCGUGCAGCCGUGGAGUUUCUGGAUGCCAACCCAUCCCACAAGCCUUCUGGAGCCGCUGCAGCUAGGUACGGUUAG
This is a messenger RNA of Symbiodinium pilosum, 1626 nucleotides long. NCBI's taxonomy places the organism in Eukaryota, Dinophyceae, Suessiales, Symbiodiniaceae. The record is from the annotation of a GenBank genome assembly.